UUCGCUUUAUUCUCAGCGCGGUGCAUCUUACCUGUCCGUCAGUAUCUUGUCGGACACCUCAUCGGGGGUGUGGCCUCUUUUUAGCGCGGAACACUCGACGAACAGCUCAGCUCGCCAUGAGCUCGGACGUCUCUGCUGCUGCUCAGCCCAACUUGCGACACAUGCAUCUCAUAAGUCUGUCGGCAGUCGCCAAAAUGCUGCACUUAUUCCAUCACAAGAAUAUGCGUCGCAUUGUUAAGUACCUCAUAUUUACCUCCUUGCUGAUAGUCGGCUUAUUCACAACCUACUUUUACUUAAAGGAAAACGCCGGUAACUACGGACUUGGUGCGAAGCAAAAGGAUAUUUCAAAGGAGGAGGUCUUCAGAGACAAAAGAAAUGGCAGUCACCAGCGAGAGGCCAACAGGUCACGGCCUUGGAAGCCCGAGUAUAUGGGAAAGGCUAAUUUGCAUGUCUUUGAAGACUGGUGUGGCAGUUCCACUCAGCAGCUCCGGAAAAAUCCCCACUAUCCCCUUUACCCUAACUCCCGAAUCACAGUGAAAAAGCUGGCAGUGUCACCCAUGUGGACCAACUACGGCCUCAGGAUUUUCGGAUACCUCCACCCUCGCAAAAGUGGUGAAUACCUGUUUGCUGUGGCCUCUGAUGAUGGUUCUGAGUUCUGGCUGAGCCUGGACAGCAGCCCCCUGAAUCUACACCUCCAGGCCAGCGUGGGAAGGGCAGGCAUGGAUUGGACAGCGCCGGGGGAGUUUAACAAAUAUGCCAGUCAAAUAUCUUUUCCAGUCCAUCUGUCUGCAGAGGAUUUCUACUUCUUUGAAGUCAUCCACAAGCAAAACGACAGGGGCACGGACCACUUGGAAGUAGCAUGGCGAGUGAAUCAGGACAGAACCCCAUUUGAGAUCAUUGGUUCCGAACACAUAUCCAUGUACAUCGAUGAGACCGACUUGAAGCUGCACGAGGUGAGCCACAUACCGCAAACACCUGCUAGCUCCUUCCAUUGGAGAACGUAUGCCAGGGUCUCCAGCCAUGGCGCCGAGAUGCUGAGAGAAGACCCGCGGGACUCCUUCUACCAUGUUCCGCUGAUGAGCGCGUCAUACCUGCGUGGCAUCCUGCCUGUGUGCCCCUACAGGCCCACCUACCUCAUCAUGGGGUACCCUCUCCAGAGGUAUCAGGGCAUUCACUUUGUCCACCUGUCCUACGUUUACCCCAAUGACUACACGCGACUAACACACAUGGAGACCAUCAAUAAAUGCCUGUACAGUGAAGACCCCCACUAUCUAAAAGGGCUUGGGUUUCUGAAUUACAUGAAGAUGGACUCUCCAGAAAAUGGAGGCGCUGAACAACGAGACAACGAACAAGGGGAUAGGGGUGGCCUUGGUGACAAAUUUUUGUACCAGUACGAGGAACUUCGGCCAGAGAGCUUCAGAGAGCCGCCAGACAAUGACAUCUACAGUGAUGAGUACAGCUUCGUCAGGCAGGCCCCUGAGCCGGCAAGCACACUGAAGAUGGUGAAUGGGAAUCCUCGGAAACUGUUGGCCGCGCAGGUUACUGCAUAUAAUACAAGGCAUCUUGCCAGAUAUGAGCCUCAAGUCCAGCAACCUGUAGUGAACACCAAACAGUCAGAGAUCCAGAGAGCUCCUGUUCAACCAGCAAUGAACAACGUGUUCCUGAUGCCACAUGGGCUUCAUGUGCACCGUAGGCUAAGACGUAAAAAUCGUCUACAUCCACCUAAGGUGGUUACGCAGAAAGAGUACAAGUACAAGGACAGCGAGAAUUAUGAAACGACACCCCCAAUCAUCUAUGACCCAGUUAUAAACUGGGUACGGACGAUCAACGUCAGUAACAUGGACUUCAACGCGUUCCGCGAAGAUUCCAUCGACCUGAAAUGCAACGUCUCUGGAAACCUGCAAAUGAGUUCCGAAGUGGCAUUGCCCAUCGUGCAGGCCUUCAUGCAUCAGCUCAAUCAGAAGAACUGGGGACACUUCACCCUGUUGCAAGUGGUCAACGUGGAACGGCGGAUCGACAGGUUCCGUGGUAGCCGCUAUCUCCUGGAGCUGGAGGUGCAGGACCAGCGCGGGACCGGGUUUCGCAUCUCCCAAUAUGUUUACGAGCCACGCAGCCAGAUCAGGUCUUGGAAUAGGGUACGCCAGCCGGACAGGAAGGGGACGCUGCUGUGCUACCCUGAGGGGGUGGAGUGGAAUCCCUCAGCUACUGUGCACAUCAUAGUGCCUGUGAAGAACCAGGCCCGCUGGGUCCAGCAGUUCAUCAUGUACAUGGAAGACAUCUACAAGGUUACAGGUGACAAGAACUUCAACAUCAUCAUCGUGGACUACAGCAGCAAGGACAUGGAUGUGGAGCAGGCACUCCAGUCGGCCCAUAUUCCUCGUUAUCAGUAUGUGAAGCUGACUGGGAACUUUGAGCGUUCUGCAGCCCUUCAAGCUGGGAUUAACCUCAUCACAGACAGCCACAGCAUUGCGUUCCUGUGUGACCUGCACAUCCACUUCCCCCACUCCAUCAUCGACAGCAUUCGCAAGCACUGCGUGGAGGGCAAGAUAACCUUUGCACCAAUCAUUAUGAGGCUGGACUGUGGGGCCACUCCAGAGGAGCCCGACGAUAAGCCUUGGUGUUGGCAACGAGUGGAUGUCUACCUGUGUGAAAGUAUCUACUUGUGCUUCCAGUCAGAGCCAAAGAAAACACUCCAAGACACUGUGUUGAAGGCCAGCAUCCCAGAGUUGCCUCUUCACUGUUGACGUUGAGACUGGUCAGCUGACAGUUGAAGACCUAUGAGGGGUCUGUUUCUCUAACUACACACUGUAAUAUCUUCUCGCUCGCUUGUGCACACUGGGCCUCCUUUUCCUCUUUUUGUUGUGGUU
Paramormyrops kingsleyae is the source of this 2867-nucleotide messenger RNA. The record is from RefSeq and is a predicted model, not a curated record. NCBI's taxonomy places the organism in Eukaryota, Metazoa, Chordata, Actinopteri, Osteoglossiformes, Mormyridae.